CUGUUGUCAAGGAGGUUUUUCUGACUCUGUUGCCACAGAGAGACGAUUGUGGGUUCUGCAGAGCUGGAAAAACUAUUUUAACACACUAUUUUACAAACACUAAGUUUUUCAAACAGGUCAGGGAUAAGGUUUGAUUCAGGUGCAGUCUUAUAGAACUUCGGCAAACAAUGGCAGGAAAAGGGAGGUCAUGAUUUGCGUGCAGUUUAAAAGACAGGCGGGGUUAUACUAAAGAGAUGUUGCACAGUCAUCAAUGAAAAAGCCCUCAAAGCCAGUUCAUUUCGCAGAGAGGAAGGAUGCUACCCUUGACUCACUCAGCAUAUCAGUCUGCACACCCACAUACACGGAACUUCACUUACUUCACCUUUUUCUCCGAGCUACAGAACACCCACUGGCUGGUGACCAUGACCGAGACUUUGGUUCUAAUGAUGAUCUUUGUAGUCUCAGUGGUUGGCAACCUUGGUGCAUUUAUACUGGUCAUCCAAGAGAGAAGACUGACUAACAAUCUGCUCUUUACUCUGAACCUCUUUCUGGCUGAUCUUCUGUUUGUCAGCACUGUUCCGCUUGUUAUAAGCGUAAGGUGGACCAAGGCAUGGAAGCUUGGCUCGGUCGCCUGCCACAUGGUCAUGUACUUCAUCAGCUUGAGCGGUACUGUUACUAUUACCACAUUGUCUGCCAUCAGCAUUGAGAGACUGCUGGCCAUUCUAAAGAUGGAGAUGACACCAAGCCUUAAUCCCAGAUGGGCAGCAUGUGUGCUGUUUCUGAUCUGGUUCUUCUCUGCUGUUGGGUUGUUGCCUUUAUCUUUGUUCUCCAGGGUGGUACCAGUUGUCUUCCACGAUCAGAGAGAAGUGCAUAUAUGCACUCUUAUAUGGCCACAUUUGACGGGCGAGAUCGUGUGGAAUGCUAUGUUUAUUAUAUUAGUUUACCUGCUUCCGGGCGCUAGCAUUGUAAUCAGUUACAGCAAAAUUCUACAGAUCAGACAACAAUCCAAAAGAAGGUUCCACACGUCUACUUCACCAAGACAUGAACAAUCAAGUACAGUGUCUAGACAGGACUACAAACUUUUUCGGACACUGCUUGUUCUCAUGACAUCAUUUUUCGUCAUGUGGGCCCCUGUCUUUAUCUUUUCCUUUCUUAUUCUCGUAAACAACUUCAAAGCCCAUAUAUCCAUCACUUCUUCCAUGUUCUUCUGGGUGUUGACUUUCACUAUGGCAAACUCAGCCCUUAACCCUGUCCUAUACAGCCUAUACAAGUGGAAGCAUAGGUGGCAAAGGGUUUGCUGUGCUAUGGAGGUCACACCUGGUUAAAGUGGUAAUUCUCAAAGUACGUAUAGUAAAUUAGUAUUAUUUGUCUUUUGUUCUUAUUUUUAAAAGUAGUUUCUUUAUAUAUGGAUAUUAAAAAGAAUUAUCCGUGA
Messenger RNA from Trichomycterus rosablanca, 1411 nucleotides. Its product is annotated as free fatty acid receptor 4-like. Gene Ontology annotation, biological process: hormone secretion; cellular response to hormone stimulus; G protein-coupled receptor signaling pathway. Gene Ontology annotation, molecular function: taste receptor activity; G protein-coupled receptor activity; peptide binding. Gene Ontology annotation, cellular component: plasma membrane. The transcript has 3 exons. The record is from RefSeq and is a predicted model, not a curated record. Bases 294 to 1304 code for a protein of 336 amino acids. Lineage: Eukaryota; Metazoa; Chordata; Actinopteri; Siluriformes; Trichomycteridae.